CCGUCGUCGCGUCGUCGUGCGGUGGAAGUCGAAAAGUUAAAUUUAAAAUACUUUUAGUUGGAUAAGUGCCGCGGUUUGAGUAACAACGUUUUCCGCCCUCCUCUCUGGACACACACGACAUUGAUUCGGAUUUGUUGGCUGGCAGUGCGCAGGACCUUCUGCAUUUAAAUUGCCAGAGUCAGUGCAUCGGCGCAAGUAAGGUGUGGCAAAAAGGAUCUUUUGUUUCGAUCAUUGUUCGGCUGCGGGAACGUGUGAUUUUUAUUUAGUAAGAUUUUGCUGCGAGUUACAUAAAUAAAACGGUGAUUUUUGCUUUAUUUUGCCGAAAACAAGAAGCGAUAAUUUAAGGAUUGAAAAAAUCGGGAUCUCAAAAGAUUGAAAACCAGUGUCGUGAAAUACGGCCAGAAAACAGGAAGUAGUGAAAAGUUCUUGACCGGAAAAAAAAGUUCAAGUGGGCAGAAAAAUGUGAAGAUAUAGGCAUGAAAGUAAUCAGAACGACAGUGAGCUGAGUCGAUGAAGUUGCGGCGAAGGAAUUUACAACUACAGCACUUUGUCGUUUGUGGUAACUUGCCUUCCCAGCAGUUAGUGCGUCGCCAAGGCUAGAGGUACCUAGAAGUGUGAUAUGUACAGAAAAGUUGAAUAGGAGGAUAGGAUCGCUCCGGCUGAGUGCCCACGAAGAACGAACGUCCGAGUCCCGACGACGAGUAGGCGAGCCGAGCGCGCGAGCACACAAAUCAAAGCCGUGCGCGCGCGUUGUCCCAUCGCCGUCUCGCCAGUAAAGUAACUACGUAAAAAAGGAAUCGCUGUGCUCGGGAACCGAACCGAAAAAACACGCGAUAAAUAAUAAUACACGAACGGUCAACAACAGUGUCCACAUUCACAAACGGGAUAGGCCAAGCAAAGCUCGGCUUCUUAGUGGAGAAAAUUUUGGAGAAGUGUAGUUGAAGGAGCAGUGUGGUGUGGAAAAUAAGGCCGGAGAAAAAUUAUUCAAAUUCGAAUCCAAACGCGGCCCCAGGAAAGGAGAAAAUGUAAAAUAGGACAGAACACAGUUCUGAGUCAACUAUUUUGGAGGAAACCAGCGCAAAAAAAAUAGGAAACAGUAAAGGACAUUGGCGUCAUCACGGAACGUGAUUCACAAACGUACUAUUAUCUCGUAUAGCAACCUACUCGCAUAUUAGCGAACCAUGUCGUCCCAAAGAUUCUGCCUCCGGUGGAACAACCACCAGACAAACCUGCUGUCGGUGUUCGAUCAGUUACUUCACGCCGAGACAUUCACCGAUGUGACACUGGCUGUCGAAGGACAGUCCCUAAAAGCACACAAGAUGGUCUUAUCAGCCUGCAGUCCGUACUUUCAAGCGUUAUUUGUCGAUAACCCUGAAAAACACCCGAUCGUCAUCCUGAAGGAUGUUCCUUUCAAAGACAUGAAAUGUCUGCUAGACUUUAUGUACCGCGGAGAGGUUUCUGUUGAUCAGGACCGCCUCGCCGCGUUUCUCCGAGUGGCAGAGAGUCUACGAAUAAAGGGACUCACCGAAGUCAACGACGAUAAACCUCCCCUCCCAACGGCGUCGCUAACCAGCAGCGGCUCCUUGUCAAACCAAAAUCAAUCUCAACAACAGCCGCAGAAUCAGCAGCAACAGCUGCAACAGCAGCUAGCCGCGGCCGCUAGUCGGAACGCACAACUGGCACAACUGCAACAGACACAGCAGUUACUUCACCAGAAGCAAAAAUCCAGCCAAAGCAUGCUUUUGACGAAUCCGCUGCUCGGUUCCGCACUCUCCCAGCAGAAACGAAAACGCGGCAGGCCGCGGAAGCUUUCCGGUAGCGAUACCGGCGAAGGAGAGUACGAUGGAUACGAAAGCGACAGUAUUGUGCAAGGCUCCCCGGAUUUAAUGGAGGCCAAAAUGGCAGCAGACGGCACAUCGACCUCGGGGGACGAGAACGUGAUCAGCCGCUCGGAAGACAACGACCCCGAAGACUCCAUGGACACAUCCGGCAGCCCGCCCGUUGUCAACAAUAAUAACAACCACAUCAGCAAAACCUCCAGCAACAGUCCCGCCCCUUCCGGCAAUGCAGCGGCAUCCGCAACCGCGGCCAGUGCGAACAACACGACCACCACCACCACCAACAACAACUCUUCCAGUAAUGUCAAGAGUUCGGCCAGUAGUCUGAGAAACGAAAACAGCAUGUCAGAUUCCAAAGAUUCGUUCAACGAUGAAGACGCCUGCGGACCGAUGGACGACGACGACGACGAGAACGACGAUUCCGACGAUGAGCGGGAACUAAACUCGAGCUACAUGGAACCGCAGAUGCUGCUCGACGAGUACGACGAACCCGUUGAGUUCAAGUACGAUCCGAAGUCGGACAGUGGCGCCGUCGAUUCCACAUCCAGCAGCUUUCCGCCACCGCUGCAGGCCAAACCGGGAACACCGAACAGCAAUGCCGGGGGGUCGCCGUCCGGACGCAUGCCUUUGAUCAACGUGGUUCCGACAACGUCGUUGCUUCCCAAAUUGGCACCCCUGUCAAACUCGGCUGUUGCAGCGGCUGCCGCAGCAGCUGGCUUACUUAGUCCAAAAUCUCUACCAAAGCUACACAAACGACCCCGGUUAAUGGGCAAGUCACACAACGGUAUUACCGCAACCCAGACUAUCCUGAAUAACCUUAACAACAAUCUGAAUGAAAGUAUGAUCUCGACUUCGACCAGCGGUGUGUCUGCUGGCGUGCCAAGUGGACUGCAGAUCUCCAGUGUCCUGUCCGGGCUGAACAACUCGGAAAUGUUCGAAAUGCUAUCAAGCAGCAUGAUCGGGUCGCCAACGGCCCGAUCAAACUCCAACUCGCCCUCAACCAAGGGUGACAGCGGCAACCGUGCGCACAAGUACACCGUCAUCGACGAUACAGAGGGUAGCGUGCGGGAUUUCUGUACCAAAGAAGGUGAUCACGUGUACCGGUGUAAGAUCUGCUCGCGAGUGUACACUCACAUCAGCAAUUUCUGCCGGCAUUACGUGACUUCGCACAAGCGAAACGUCAAGGUCUAUCCCUGUCCGUACUGCUUCAAGGAGUUCACCCGCAAGGACAACAUGACGGCGCAUGUGAAGAUCAUCCACAAAACCGAAUAUGCACAGACGCAGACUGGUUCGGAAGCUGCGCCCUGCACAAUGAACACCAACAGCAACAGCAGUACAAACGGAUCCACCACGCCGGUGCCUCCGAGCUCGGGUUCCUCGGGGAACAACUUUACCAGCGCAGCUAUUAUCAAUGCUGUUGCUAAUGCUGUCGGUUUGCAGCCCAAAAGCGCCGUAACGGGAGGCUCCAACUCCGGUUCCGGUAUCCGAAUAGUAUUCCCUCCGAUCGGUCAGAACGCCUCAUCGUCCGCCACCUCACCGGGAUCCACGUCCGGCCACGACGGCGGCCAAACCGGAUCCAUCAGUAUCAAGAAGGAGCUGCAGGACAAGCCAUCUCCCUCGUCGCCCGGUGCUACCUCUCCAUCGCGAUCGGUUUCAUCAAGUACGGCCACUUCGCCGAGCUCGACGACACUGGCCAAAAGCAGCGUGACAGCGACGGCCACCGUCAGCCAGUAGAGCAUGGGUGGACCGCGCACGGAGGCCUUUCGAAAUAUGUCGAAUCACAUAUUGCCUAACAUACAUACACACAACCACACAAGAAGAGGCUACUAACACUAAAGUAUCUGUCGUUCGUCUGUCCUGUAACCAAGCCUGUUUCGGUCGGAUAGCACACAAAAGGGAAGCCGAAAGAGAAAAGGGAGGUUUCGGAAGGAAGUAAGAGAAAGAGAGCUGCAAUAUUACUGUUUAUUUUAUGUUCUGUUGUUUAUUUAAUUGAUUUUUUUUUCGCUGACCGAGAUCGUUAAUCAUUCCUUCUAAAGGGUAUUUGUAAUUUUAAUGUAAUUGGAAUUGUACAGACAAUCAAAACCGCAACUAUAGAAAUGAGAAUCCCCAUCUUCUGCAAGGGGAGAAAGAGCAAAAGUAACGAGAAGUGCCUUCUCGAAAGCAACUAUUGUCCUAAAAUAUUUUAAUGUAAAGUUUUUCCCUGAUUACCUAUUACCUUGUAAUAUUUUUUUUUAUUGUUAGUAAUAAAACCCAAUCCUCUACAAUUCAUACCUACGAACACGUUCGCAUGUUGUAGACAACAACCACUUCACGCAAGUCUUCCCAUUAUAACAUACGAAGCGUAGAAAAAGCCAUCCGGAGCGACCUCCGGAAGGCCUUUUUCGACAACAGCAGAAAAUGUAGUACAAUAUCGAAAGAAAAGAUAAAAAGAAUCAAACUAUUACCAUUUUAGGGCAAGCAAAGAGCAAAACAUUUAAUUAGUUUGUAGACACUAGAAAGGAGGGGUAUUACAAAACUCUAACUGCACUAUUUGAACUAAAGAUGUUGUUGAUUAAUUUUAUCAUUCGUCGUACAUACGUCCCUUUGCCUUUUUAUUUUCUUUUUUGUUGAUAUUUCAGUUUCUGAGGCCGUUUGCGCUUUCAAUGUCGUUAUCUUCCAACUAGUUCUUUCAAUCGAUGAUGCGUGCCAAUUCGAACUUUUUUUUGUAUACUUAUUUAAACCAAUGGAUCAAUGAAAUACAGUGAACUCUUUACUCGGAUAUUGAAGAAACCAUCGAGUUAGGGAGGCAUCGAAAUAGGGAACGCAAGACAUUGGGUCGUAUGAAUAAAAAGUAGCAAAACUCAGCGCUUGUAGUAUCUACUCAAAAAUAAAGUCCACAGAGAAAACUACAUGUUUGAUAUGAAUAAAAUUUUUUCGAACUUAUGGCAUAUGCUACAUUCGAACUUAGCCUUUACUACAGUUUACUACCAUUUACUACACGGAGAAACGUCAAAACAAAAUAGCCCCAUGAUGACGAUGAUGAUUUCAUCAUUUUUUUGCGGCUAAUCAACAAAAGACAUGUCUGUUUUGUUUGUUUUCCCUAAAUUGGACUUCGAUUUUCAAGAACAAAGCCAAUUCGCUUCGAUUCUGAUGAAUAAUCUGCAUUAGAAACAUGAGUAGCAACGUCUUGAGCAGACUACAAGAAAUCAGUAGUAAACUCUUGUUUUAUUCAUACCGAAUCAGUUGUUUGUAGUAUGUUCGAAAUGUGUAGUGUAGUAAAGUCUCUUUUAUUCAUACGAACAUGUUCCACAAGUGACGUUUACUACUGAAAAUGUAGUAAAGUUGAACUUACUACUUUUUAUUCAUACGACCCAUUGUUUUUAUAAAAUAUCAAACGCAUGUCAUAGCAUGUAGAAGUAUGUAUGUAUGUUAAUAUCAGUAAACUCAUUUGACCGUUUGGCUAAACUGGUCAUGUAGCCGAAAAAUUCAUUUGGUUGAAAUACUAUUUGGCCGAAACGGUCGUUUGACAGUACAGGCCUUUUGGCCGAACAGUGGUUUGGUAAAAAAAAAGUAGUUUGGCAGAAAAUACCAUUAGGCAGAACGGGUCAUAUGACCGAAAAUAUUGUUUAGCGAAAUAAGAAGAAAGAUGUGAGAAAUCUCACUGCUCACUUCGCACUUUUUACUUUUCACUUCACACUUCUCACUUUUCACAGUGAGAAAAGAGAUUUGAUAAUUGAAGGAUGAGAACUGAGAAGUGAUAAGUCUCACUUCUUACUCCUCAUUUUUCAAUUUUCUCUUCUCGAAGUGCGAAGUAAAAAAUAACGGAAAAUGAGGAGAUAUCUCACACUCACACACUCACACGUUUCUGUCAGAUGACAUUUUUUGGCCAAACGUUUGCGGCCUAAUAACCAUUUUGACCAAAUUGAAUUCGAAUAAAUGACUUUCGACUUGACGUGUUGUAAUUCGGCCAAAUGGCUUUCGGUCGAUGAGUUUCGGCCAAAUGACGCGAGUUAGUUGAUCAAGUUUCAAAAACAACAUAGAAUUAGCGAGGAGAAAAUGCAUUGGAAUAAUUGGAAUCAAUGUCUUUUUUACACUGCAAUAAUUUUACUUCACUUGUAGCUUUUUUCAAUAAGAGAAUGCUUCAAAGUCGAAGAGAAAGUACACUUCGUACACGGCUAUUGGCCAAUAAAUAUUGGAUUAAAUAAGUGGAUUUUUAGUUCAUCAGUAGUCGUCAAGCAGCAAAAGGUACUGACUGAGGUACUCCAUAGCUUACUUAGAAAGACCGCAGUCUAUCAUACUGGAGUCGUAGUUUCGAGUUCUAUCACCAGACAGAGUAACUUCUAUCCGCCAAUAGUUUUUCUAAUCAAAUCUUUUAGUCAUAGGACAUAGUCACAUUGAAUUUCCAAACGUCGUGGAAUCAUUCUUUUUAGAUUGCUUCUUAGGGAGAUCAUCCUGUAUUGUAUUACGUUUGGCGAGACUGAAUAUUGAAUCAAACAAUAAAAAUCUGCAACGGAUACCAUCUUAAUGUUAUGAUGUCUGACUCAUAGCAAAGACAAACGGACGUAACAUUCAAUAUCGUUCUAUCGUUCACCACUUCAACGAUUUCUUCAAAUAUUCGUUGGGCGACCAAGUAACCUGCACCGCCCCUUUUAUCAUUAUUGCUCUAGUUUGACAUAAUUCAAUCAGAAAUCAAGCCUAAAUAAAAUCCUUGAUUACAAUCUAAGUUUAAAAUGACCAAAACAUGAGGAAUACUAUUUGCUGCCUAAAAGUAUCUCAGAAGCAGAGAGGAAGUGCUGAUGCAGUACAUACUUGACGACUUACGGAGUUGGGGAAGACAUUCCUUGGGUUAGGAUGUGCCUAAAGCUAAAGACAUGAUCAUGAUAGAUCUUACUCCGUAACACAUCACAUAAAGGUGUCUACCUGGAGUCAUGAAAAAAAUAUGACCGUCGUUUAGUAAUAAACAUGGCAUUACAAACAUGCAAUUAAAUUAGCGAAUUGGUCUUUUUUAUCUUUAUUAUAUAAAGUGUUUUUUCAAAUGAAAAUAAAAACACUUUAAUAAAGAUAGGCAAAAAAAUCCAAUUAACACGGAGUGAAUUGGACGUAUUAUCGUUUCGAAGGCAGCAUAACAUUUAAAUCCAUUACAAAUUCAUAGAAUUUCUACAAAUAUCAAUCGUACUUUUCGCAGCGCACGGCACUCAGAAACCAUAUAAUUAAUAAAAUUCUGUGAUUUUUCUUUAAGGCUCGAGAGAUUAUCAUUAACUUUGUUGUAAUCAUCAAAACUCAAAACCGUCAAAACUGUCAACAAAAUUUAUUCAUUGUAUUCUACUUGUCAACAAGAACGCAGUAAGCUUUUUCACAUACUGGCAAAAAUAAAUAUUCAAAAAUGAUACAAUUUAAUACAAAAUGCAUUUAUCCUGCUUAUAAGGUUUUUAAAUAGAGAAAAGUUUUAAAUAAAAACAGACAAAAUUCUAAUGUUAAAUAGUGAUAGCAUUAUGAAUACUUUCGGUUGGAGACGCUAUGGCAGAUUUGAAGUCCAAACAUAAUCUAUUCUGGACUUCUGGUAUUUCUUUCAUUACAUUUGUCUUCAUUUUAAACCCAAAAGAAGAAGUUGAUCUUAAAUGAUUGAUUUUGAGAACAAUGUUAAUGAUGGUUUCUCGAACGUUAAUAUCUGUACGUUCGUACUACAAUUUUACGUUUGUUUUGUUACACUUUGACAUGCUUGUUUAUUUCCUUAUUUUUAAAUUUCUGACCACCAUUUCCCGCCUAACUUUAUCAAAUCGAAUUGAUAGUCACCUUUCUGUAAAUCAGAAAUCAAAUAUGAGCAUUUUAAUGCCAUUUUCAACAGUUUAUCUUCCAUUCAAGUAGAUAAUCCAUAAAACUGUCGGAAAAAGUUUUGAAAAAAAAAGCAAAAGCAAACCUUAAGGCUGAGAUAAUAAGUUUUAACAGAGAAGUAAAUAAACUACAAACAAUCGUGUUAAUGGCAGAGUCUAUUUUUACAGAAAUUUUAAAUGGAAGGUACUGCGAGACGACUGUUUUGCAUAAAAUAGUUUAUAGCAAACCUAGGAUUAAGAAAUCACGAAAGUACUAGAAAGUAAUAUUUAUACACAACUUAGUUCACUAAUCAUUUGGCCGAAAGUGCACAUUCGUAUGUAGGCUGAAAUAAAAAGAUAAAAUCAAAAUAUUUAAAUCGGUUCUAGAUAAAUCGAUCAAAAUCGUGUUUUAAAUGCCCUGUUGUAAUUUUUAUCUUUUCUGUUUCCCCAACCGGUUCGAAAAAAGUGAAAAACGUGUACAUAUUUAAUAACGAUUCGUCAUCAUAGUGCUCUUAAAAUGUUUUUUUUUUCCUAAUCGAGCACUGAUCCUCACUGACACACCUCUGCACGCACUGAUCGGAUUAAUUUUAUUGAACCACCUCACACAUGCAUUCUACGCGAAACACAACCCCUACAUAUAAAACACACACCCACACCAACAACACCAUCAUGCAAAGGUAGAUAGUGCAAUUUUAAUUUUAAGGCUUUAGAGAGCAAGCACUGCAGCAGUUUUAUUUUGUUUUAUCUAUUUUUAAACAACCUGUAGAGAGACCACAAACAAUAGACAAAUAUUUGAGUAACAUCAAGUGAAAACCUCACCAGAGUGAGCAGAAAUUUGUUUUUUUAUCUCUUACAACACUGCACUCUGCACAGACAGAGCACUUCCUACCGCAUUCGUAUAGCUAAUAGCUGUUUAGCGAUAGCAAUGGAAUAUUGUUGAUUGCUGAAAGAUAAAAAAUAAAAAAAAGGACAAACGCACAAACGGCAUCCUUGUUUUUUUGUUUGGGUUUCUUCGUUUUGCACUUACCUCUGUGACUGCUAUGUAUACUAAACUGCGGUACUCCUUGUGAUCCUGCAAAGGGGAGUAAAAAAAAGGCAAAUUAGGAAGCAGGAAUGAAAUGUUAGCAAAAAACAAGCAAAAGUAAUUACUAUGUUUUUAAUUGUAGCCUAAUUAUUAAUCAUUUUUUGUAUUCUUUAUCGAAUAUACUAUGGAAAAUAUAUUUUAUCAUACUAUUAAUAUAUAAACUCACACCCACACCCCAACACAACUUAUAUAUUUAAAUGGAAAAAUCAUCGUCAAAAAGCAAAAUAAUGAUGCAAUUUUCAAUAAAGAGAAAAUGUAAAUGAAA
Molecule: messenger RNA, 8976 nt
Organism: Armigeres subalbatus
Lineage: Eukaryota; Metazoa; Arthropoda; Insecta; Diptera; Culicidae
Gene: ttk
Product: protein tramtrack, beta isoform
Exons: 5
Coding region: 1182-3572 (796 amino acids)
Biological process (GO): regulation of transcription by RNA polymerase II
Cellular component (GO): nucleus
Molecular function (GO): protein binding
Source: RefSeq, a predicted model, not a curated record